This is a messenger RNA of Colletotrichum spaethianum, 2229 nucleotides long. Its product is annotated as E3 ubiquitin-protein ligase BRE1. Gene Ontology annotation, cellular component: HULC complex; nucleus. The record is from RefSeq and is a predicted model, not a curated record. Bases 1 to 2229 code for a protein of 742 amino acids. Gene Ontology annotation, molecular function: ubiquitin protein ligase activity. Lineage: Eukaryota; Fungi; Ascomycota; Sordariomycetes; Glomerellales; Glomerellaceae. The transcript has 4 exons.
AUGCCUGUAGCGACUUCAGCCCCGACUGCCUCCCCCCGUCCGUCCACCUUAUCCAAGAUGGAGGACAGGAAGAGACCUCCCAUCAGCACCGCUGAGGAUCUCGCUCCUCCCAGCAAGCGACAUCAAACCGUCAAUGGAAGCAAGUCCAAGGGCGACGGUGGCGACACCGCCGAGGAGCACUGGAUCGAGAAUUAUCAAAAGGGCGCCAUUUACCGGCAAUUGCAAGAAACAAAAAGGGAAAAGGCCGACUUUGAGUCGCGCGUCGAACAACUGCAGAAAAACCUCGUAUACCGCGAAGACCAUAUCCGCAUCAUCGAAGCCUGGUGGAAACAGGUUCUGGAGGAGAUGGAGCAGCUCGUGGAUCCGGCUCUACCGCCUCCUUCGGGUCCAUCAAGUAAAUGCCCCCCCCGUCCGAUUGAAUCCGGAUCGAAACUGACGCACCCAGAUCCUCCGUAUAUCACUAGCACCCACUUUAAAGACAACGACGAAUUCCAACGGCAUCUGGAUGACACCGCCUCUGACAUCAAGAAGCGGGCUGAGGCCGUGCUCAAUCGCAUUGCAAGUGCCAGGGGAGAGAUAACCCCAAACAUUGCCGACCUGGAGACCCGGGUCAACACCUUACUCGCUCAACAAAAAGACUAUCUGGUCAAGCUGGACCGUGCACAUCAAGAGAAUGAGCAGUUGUCGGAAGACCUGAACAAGGCUAGCCUCAGAUUCUUCAAAGCCGAAAAGCGCAUGGACAGACUAAAGAGCGCACAAGUACAAAAGCUCGAGCAACAAUUCAUCGCCAGUGCCAAGCCGACAAUUGCCGGCGGAGAGAACGGAAGCGAUGCAGCAGAAGCAAACGGAAACGCCGCCGAGGCGCUGAUCAAGUUCGAGGAGGCAUCGGCGGUCGUCAAGAAGCAAAAGGAGCAAUUGGAGUCUGCGCAGGCAGACAUCAAGACCCUGCAGGAGGAGAACUCGGCGCUCAAGGCGCGACGGGAGGGUCUAACCGACGAAGAUUUCAUCCGGACGGACGUGUUCAAGCAGUUCAAGAACCAGAACGAGGACCUGAUCAAGCGGGUCAACCACUUGGAGGCUACGAACAAGCAGUUGAGAGAGGAAGCCGAGAGGCUACAGUCUGAGCGGACGGCGUUUCGAAGCAAGCUCAACGAUGAGGCGCAAAUGAUUACUUCGGACUUGGAGCGCCAGGUCGAGGAGCGCGACGCCGACCUGACUCGGAUCCGCGCAGCCCGGGACGAGUGGUAUGCCAAGGCCAACAUGCUAGAAACGCGGGAGAAGGAGGAGAAGCAGGCGCUGCAGCAUCUCAAGGAGCUAACGGGCGCCCAGGAGGACCGAAUCGCUUCCUUGGAGCUGGAGCUGCAGCGGCUCAAGCCCGCCGAGGACCAGCAAAUGCCCGAUCCGGACCCCGAAUUGGAGAGCUUGCCCGUGGACGAGCUGGUCUCGAAGUACAAGAAACUUCAGCAAGAUUUUGAGUCCAUUAACAAGGAGCUGCCUGCCCUGCAGCAAGCGUACAAGCGAUCUAUGGGUCUGGCGCAGAAGAAGGUCAUGGAGUACGCGGUGCUUGAGGACCGCGCCUCGGCCGCCCUCGCCGAAAAGCAAAAGGUCGACCAGAAGUACUUCGCAGUGAAGAAGGAUGCGGACAUGAGAGACCGCGAGCUCAGUGUGCUCCGGAGCCAGAACCGCAAGAGCUCCGAGAUCGUGACCCAGCUCAAGGAGGUCGAGGCCCAAAACCGAGUUCUGAUCAGCAACCUCGAGAAGCAGCUGUCGGAUCUGAAGCAGGCCAACGCGGCCAUGGCGGCGGAACACAAGAAGAUGGAGUCCACCAGCUCCGAUGCGGCGCGCCGUGUCGAUUCAUACAAGAACCAGAUCGGUGAGCUCACCAACCUGGUCAAGUCGCGCGACGCGGCCGUUGCUGCGGCACGAGAACGCACCACCACCCAAGAGGCCGAGGUCGAGCGUCUCAAGGUGCGAGCGGACAUGAUGCAGAAGGACAAGGAUGAGUGGAAGCGCAAGGCGUUGAGCAACUCGUCCGAAGAAGAGGAAAUGCUCAGAACCUUUGCACUUUGCACGGUAUGCCGCAACAACUUCAAGGAUACGGCCCUGAAGACGUGCGGCCACCUGUUUUGUCACCAGUGCGUGGACGACCGUAUCAGCAAUCGCAUGCGCAAGUGCCCCAACUGCUCGAGGGCGUUUGACCGGUUGGACGUUAUGUCUGUUCACCACUAG